UUUGCCCAGCUGGUGUCUGUSUACAAAUCCUUGGGCCCGGAGAAGUUCCCUCUAAUCGAGCAGACCUUCUACCCAAACCACAAGGAAAUGCUGACCAUGCCAACGUUCCCCGUGGUGGUGAAGAUUGGACACGCUCACUCAGGCAUGGGAAAGAUCAAGGUAGACAACCACUACGAUUUUCAGGACAUAGCCAGCGUGGUAGCGCUCACCCAGACCUACGCCACCACCGAGCCCUUCAUAGACUCCAAAUAYGACAUCAGGAUCCAAAAGAUAGGCACUAACUACAAGGCCUACAUGAGAACCUCCAUAUCCGGGAACUGGAAGACAAACACRGGCUCGGCGAUGCUGGAGCAGAUUGCCAUGUCAGAUAAGUACAAGCUUUGGGUUGACACCUGCUCUGAAAUCUUUGGCGGUUUGGACAUCUGUGCUGUCAAAGCCGUCCACGGGAAGGAUGGAAAAGAUUAUAUUUUUGAGGUGAUGGAYUGCGCCAUGCCCCUGAUCGGGGAGCACCAGGCCGAGGACAGGCAGCACAUCACCGAGCUGGUCGUAAGCAAAAUGAACCAAAUGUUGUCCAAAACUCCUAUUCCAUCUCCUCAGAGACCCACUGCCACUCARCAGCCUCAGAGUGGAUCACUAAAGGAGCCAGAGCCAAACAAAAUCCCACCUCAGCGACCACCACCUCAAGGGGGCCCAGUGCAACCCCAAGGAAUGCAAUCCCAAAGCCAGGAGCCAUUGCAGCGCCUGUUCCCCGCGGGGCAGGCAGCAAAGCCCGCAGCCUCGCAGCCCCAGCGGCCGCCCGGACCCACCACCCAGCAGCCACGGCCCCAGGCUCAAGGUCCUCCCAGCUCCAGGUUAUCCAAGGAAGCAGAGCCCCAGGCACAGCCCCAGCCAGCUCCUCAGCCCGCUGAGCCACAGCAGAAGCCACARUCGCAUCCGCAGCUCAACAAGUCGCAGUCCCUGACCAACGCCUUCAGCUUCACCGAGUCCUCCUUCUUCCGAUCGUCCGUGAACGAGGACGAAGCGAAAGCCGAGACCAUCCGAAACUUGAGGAAAUCCUUUGCCAGUCUGUUCUCUGAUUAGCCAGCUUCACGUCCACACCCUGCUAUAGUCUGACAGCGCCAACGUGAAUGUCCCAUAGGUUUCGUUCUCCCUGUGCCCUUCUCCACUGUGCUCACUGUUGUACCAAGCAAUAUGUUAAACCUACAAAACAAAACAAACAAAAAAAMAAACAAMAAAAAAAAAGAAUCGAUAGCAGGAGGACUUUGGUGAGAUCCCAUUCAGGACCAUGUACAAACAUCUGUCGAGAAGGAAAGGUUUCCAUUGCUCCCACAGAAUGUCCGGCUCCAAGGUCCUUAUCCAUUGUAAUAUUGUGGCCUUACUGUGACUGAAGUAUCUAACCCUAUUUGAGACUCCUUUGUAGAAUUGUGUUAAUAAAGCGUGGAGGRGCGGGUUCCCUGCUCUGCCCGCUCCCCACGCCUUGCAAUGCAUGUGUAUUUCGUGUGUAAGUGUUUUGUACGCACCGGUGUAGUCCUGACUGUUCUCGGGAGGCCAUUCACACCGACAUCCUCGUCAAGCCACCUGAAUAACGUGAGAAAUUGAAGCAGUUUCUUCCUCCUUAUCCCAUCAGCUGGUUGUAGACUUCUGAUGUAUUGCUGGGAGUUAUCAGUACACUAAAUGUCAUAAAUAGAGUGUGUAUGUACUACUGUAUCUCCAUGUGUCUAUUUAAAUGAUUUAUUUCCAGGCUGUAACCACAACUGGGUUUAGUUGCGAAGAAUAUGCAUGAUGUUGCCCUUAUUUUUGUGAACACCUUCUAAUAAAUGUAAAGUCCCAUGCCUGAUUUAAAAAGAAAAAAAAAAUGUCUUCUACAAAGCUUGUUUCGACAUCAAUAUAUAUUGUCUAUUUUGACGGAUAUCAAGAGGGGAGCUUUAUGAUUGUAAAAUAUUUGGACACAAAUUGCAGCUGUAAGAAAAUAAACUGUCACAAUGAAUUCCCUUGUCGAAUCAGCAUUAUA
Molecule: messenger RNA, 2011 nt
Organism: Malurus melanocephalus (red-backed fairy wren)
Lineage: Eukaryota; Metazoa; Chordata; Aves; Passeriformes; Maluridae
Gene: SYN2
Product: synapsin II
Exons: 9
Biological process (GO): neurotransmitter secretion
Cellular component (GO): synaptic vesicle membrane; synaptic vesicle
Source: RefSeq, a predicted model, not a curated record